UUGCUAAAAAUUUUCAAGAAAAAUCAAAUUCAGAUAUCAUUUCAGAGGGAGAUCGGCGAUCGAUCGUUGCUUCCCACACUAAAAUGCAUCUACCAGUUGCUGCCUAUACCGCGUCAUAGCGUCGAUGUGAUCGUUUGCGAUUCGUAUGGCUUUCAACCGCAAAAGAACGCCAAGGGUAUUUCGAGCACGGGAACGACUUGUCCGGAUGCCGUUCAUCGCAAGGGCCUUCAAAUUGUAGGCAAAGAAAAGCUCAGUCCAUGGGAGGUCAUCGAAGGCUACAACAAGGAAAACGUCGGUCUGAAGUGGAGCUGGUUCCAGGCGGUCAAAGUCGACAUGCAGCCAGAGACCAUCAUCCAGCAGUUGACGCGGAUGUUGCCUCAUGACCAUUAUAAAGCGUUCAAACGACCGCCGAUGCCUGGCGAGAAUCGUCCCGAUCCGUUCCUAGAAAGCCUGCAGGUGCACUACGUCCGAAUGUCCGAUGCACCGGAAGCGGUGGCGGCGACUACGGCAGCGGCUGUGACGACGGUCGAGAAGGCCGAAGUCAAAAAGGAAAAAGUAAUCUGUGCAUCGAAUUCUAUUCGCAAAGAACUUACCGAGCGUAAUCAGUCUCCAAGAACCACGAAGAGCGGGACGACUCGCAGGAAGAGUACCCGAGGGUCACGUAAAAGUAGCCGAAGUACACUAACAUCCAGUGUGGCUUCGAACGUUUUUCCCGGUCGCUCAGUGAACUACGCACAGCUGACCGCUGCUGGAAAUUCGAUGCCCUUUGGCUACUCGACUCAGCCGUUACCGAUGAACCCUUCUCUGCCGCCGACUAAUCCGUACGGUAAUCAGAUGUGGCCGGUAGGAAUGCAGAACCCACAGUCGCAGAUGGUUCUGCAGGCUCCGCCGCAGAUGACGCAGUACCAUCCACGUGGAUAUGCAGGAGUAAUGGAUCAGACUGCUCAAAGCGGGAAACAGGCGAUAUCGGCCAUGAUUAGAGGGCGGCAUCCAAGUGGUUCUAACCCGCAGACGAUGAUGAUGCAAAACACUCCGGGAGGGAUGAUGGUAGCGACCCCCCAAAACUAUCAGCAGACGUUGGAGCCGUACAAUACGUCGAUGCAGCAAGUGAAUAUGCAGAUGGACCCUCACCGACAGCAGAUGGUGCAAGAAAAUCUAAUGGAACAACAACUGCGUCCUCCUCUGAACCGGACAAUUUCCGGCGGAGCUGCCGGGCAGCACAUGCAGCAGCUUCCACCGCCAUCACAUAACAUGUCUAGCAACAUGCCUCCGCCCGGUUACAAUAACUAUCAGGGCAACGCUGUUGGUCAGUUGCACCUUUCGCCGCGCAACGGCUAUGCGCCUCCGCAGCCACAGUCAUUCUCACAGUCCCCGCACUUCAACGGACAGUUUUAUCAAAACGGUGCCCCUCAGCAAGUCGUCAGUCGACCUCAGCCAGAGAUAGUCGUUCAGGGAAUGAGGUCAGCUUCUGAAUUACUUUUUAUUUCAUGUCGAAAACUAAUUGGUCGUGCGCCUUCAUAAAA
Molecule: messenger RNA, 1523 nt
Organism: Soboliphyme baturini
Lineage: Eukaryota; Metazoa; Nematoda; Enoplea; Dioctophymatida; Soboliphymatidae
Source: the annotation of a GenBank genome assembly